AUGAGUCAAAAAACAAAAAUAACGAAGACAAAGAUGUCAAAGAAGAAAAAUAACGAAGAGGAAAAUAACGAGACCAUUGAAGAUAGCAACACUGAUAAAAAUAGCGACGCUACUAAAAAUGACGUCACCAGUGGAUCUAGCGACAGGUUAGUGUAAAAUGAUUCUACUGCUAUUAAAGUGAACAUGCAUGACAGGAAAUUUUCUCCUUAAUUUUUAUGCAUCACCUGAAAGUGUCUUGAAAAUUAUGACGAACCAUUUAUUCACAGUUCAUCUCGUUCCCACGUUAUCGGGCAGUUGUACUUUUCGUGGCAUCAUUUUCAACAAGUUGACAUUUAAAUUUACAGUCUACACGGGCAGAAGCGAAUUAGCGCCAGUGGGAUCGGGCGUUAAUGCUCAAGGCUCCUUUGUUUACGCCAUUGAAGCAAGUCCACGAAACGAUUGACUAUGACAUAAAACCCGACAUUCUGGCUUUCCAAUAUAAGCAUAAUUAAAACUGUAAUAUUUUGUUAUAUAAGAUUUAAACUGUAUAUAGUAAAAUAAGUAAAGAAAUACAGUGCAUGCAUGGGAUACUGUGUUUUGGUUUUGUCACAUGCCUGCCUUGAGAUUGCAUGGGUAAUUUUGUCACAUGCCUGCAUUGAGAUUGAGUAAUUUUGUCACAUGCCUUGCCUUCAGGUAAUUAUGGCGUCACAUGCCAAAUGAAAGCAAGAUGUCCCCAAAUUGUCUACGUUCCAGUUUUCUGAUGUGAAAAAGCGCUGACAGAAAUAUGAAUAGAAGGUCCUAGGUAUAGACUGAGUGUUUGGUAUUUUUCAUUGGCGAGAUAAUACACUUUAAGGCGAGUUUAGGCGAUUUAAAAAAAUUUCGGCAUGUUUUUGGGUGCGAGUUAGGGGGAUUGAAAUCGAAAUAAGGUAGUUUAAGUUCCGAGAGCAAGUCUUUUAAUGUUUACAUCUAUUACAGAAUUUAGCCAUUUGGUAUUCCAACCAUGGGUUAUAAAUUCCAAAUUUAAAAACUGGUUCGCAAAAAUAUUAUUUCAGGUGAAAGAGAUUCGACACCUUUAUCAAAGCGGGUUUAAUUUUUCAUGUUGCAUGCAAUGUCACUGACUGGAGUUUAUAAAAUAACAAAUAAAACGUUCACUAAACCUAUGUUUCCCUUGUAGGAAGUUGAAAAAAUUUCCGUCAAGUAAAAGGAGUACAAUGAGUGAAACAAAAAAAAAAUAACGAAGACAAAGACGUCAAAGAAGAAAAAUAACGAAGAGGAAAAUAACGAGACCAUUGAAGAUAGCAACACUGAUAAAAAUAGCAACACUGAUAAAAAUAGCAACACUGAUGACGUCACCAGUGGAUCUAGCGACAGGUUAGUGUAAAAUGAUUCUACUGCUAUUAAAGUGAACAUGCAUGACAGGAAAUUUUCUCCUUAAUUUUUAUGCAUCACCUGAAAGUGUCUCGAAAAUUAUGACGAACCAUUUAUUCACAGUUCAUCUCGUUCCCACGUUAUCGGGCAGUUGUACUUUUCGUGUCAUGACGCAGCAAAAAAAAGAAAGUCUAAUGUCUCAGAAGAGAUUCUACGAAAUGAAAUGUUGUAGUUAGUAAGUGCAUGCACCUAGUAAGCAAACCUUUUGGAACGUUUAAAAUGAUAUAUACACUUCCUUUAAAUCGACUUAUUUUGAUAAAAAGCAGCGUGCAUUCCGCCAUCUUGGAUAUAUGCAUUCGAUAUGCAUACGUCACAAGUAAGGUGUAAAAAGCGAAAUUUUUAUCUUGCAAACCAACAUGCCAUUAUCAAUAUGAAAUUCGAUUUUCCAAAGUCUUUUUACAGUACUCAAUUAACUCACAACAUGUUAAGAAACUUUUCGAAGAAAUUUAGUCCCGCAUGAAAAAAUUUACCCAGCUUCUAACGUCAUCAAAAUCUCAGUUAAUUAGGUCAAUUAUAUAAUACCAAAAUGGCGGACUGCACACUGUUUUUGGUUAAAAUAUUUUAAAAACCAAGCAAGGUACAAAAAAGUUGUGAAGGGUCUUCAUAUAUAACUUUAAAAGUUCUUUCAAAUAAGACAAAGUUAAUUUUUAUUGCCAUAUCCUUUAAAAUUCAUUAAAAUUAAAAUUCCUAAAGUAGGGUUAUCUAUUUCGUUUACCCAUAAAAAUGUAAUUUAAACCUAACAAUGGUUGUAAUUCCCGUUGAAAAACGGGACUCAAUUCUGUAUUUUGAGUUAAACCAGUGCAAUAUGCAUAAAUCACGUUGUAUAUUUUAGGAUAGCGUGAAUAUAAAAUAGCUGCAGGCACACAAUAUUUUCGUAGUCUUAACCAUAAAAAUGUAUAUUUUGUUAAUUUGGUAGCAGCAGUGAAACCGAAAGCACGACGGACGAAAAUGGAAAUAAUUGUGGCGAUGAAGAGUGCCAUAAAAUUUACGAUGACGUUGGACAUAUCAAACAACGUGUGGGAGAUGAAAGAAUCCUUGGAUCAAAGGCUCAGUUCUGCGCUGCUUUCUACCAUGUUCACGAAUGGAACUUCGGAAAAAGACAGCACUAUUGUCUUGAUGAAACAAAUUGCAUUAUCGCCAAGAGAGUAAGUGCCAACAACAACAACUGGUCUCUACAAGCCCUAAACGUAGUUGCUGUUGUAAAAUUCGAAGAUGAAAAUGGAAUAAUUCUGUAUGAAGGAAGAUACACCAACUGCGGCAAAGAGCAAAAACAUGCCGAAGAUUUCUUUAAAGACGACAUAGAAAAUGGAGAGUUGACAGAGAAAGUGAAAGCCAACCAAAAUGGGACAAUAACCUUGUACCUUACGUAUCAGCCGUGCAACAAGUCCACUGAAGGAACAGCAAACACUCCGGCCGACAAAACCUGCUGUGAAACACUUACAACAGUAUUUGAAGGCAUACUGCGGCAAAAUAAUAUAAGUUUGUGCGUUAAAGCAGCCAACACAUCUCGAUUAAGUCUAACAAAAGAAACUGAUGCAGUAAAAGAGAAGUUGCGAAACAAUGCUGUAGAAGGAAUAAAGGAGCUAAUGAGAAUUGGUGUAAAUAUCAGUGAAAUGACACCCGAAGAUUGGGACUAUCUAGUUACCAUGACAGAAGAUUUUCUGCCUCGCAGACAUUUAGAUAAAACUGUUCAGAGUGUUCUCGAGCGAAUAUGUGCACGGAUUAAUAAACGUAAAACCCCAUAA
Messenger RNA from Paramuricea clavata, 3152 nucleotides. The record is from the annotation of a GenBank genome assembly. NCBI's taxonomy places the organism in Eukaryota, Metazoa, Cnidaria, Anthozoa, Malacalcyonacea, Plexauridae.